AUAAAAAAAUACAUGUACUCGUAUUUGUAUAUUGUAUAACCCGAAACGGACUCCCGUUGGAUAAUUGCGCAAUUUUUUUUUUCCCUUUUUCGUAUGUUUCGCGUAAUUUAUGCUUUUCUCUCUCCUCGACCUCAUAAACCCUAAUUUCAUUACCAGUUCUCCCUCUUUCUUCAAUUAACAUCUGCAAUCUUCAAAUUAAUUCCCAUCUCAUCAAUUUCUAGCUUUAAUUAUCUCGAAUUUUCUCCAUGGAUGCUCAGAGAGCGCUUCUCGAUGAACUCAUGGGCGCAGCUCGGAAUCUGACUGAUGAAGAAAGAAAGGGGUAUAAGGAGAUUAAGUGGGAUGAUAAGGAGGUUUGCGCGUCUUAUAUGGUUCGAUUUUGCCCUCACGACCUCUUCGUCAAUACUCGCAGUGAUCUUGGGCCAUGUCCAAGGAUUCAUGACCAAAAGCUGAAAGAGAGCUUCGAGAAUUCUCCAAGGCAUGACACUUAUGUUCCACGCUUUGAGGCUGAACUUGCUCAAUUUUGUGAGAAAUUGGUGGCAGACUUGGAUAGGAAAGUUAGACGUGGGAGAGAGCGCCUGGACCAGGAGGUUGAACCUCCUCCUCCUCCACCUAUUUCUGCUGAAAAGGCUGAGCAGCUCUCUGUGUUGGAAGAUAAAAUUAAAAAUUUGCUGGAACAAGUAGAGUCACUGGGGGAAGCUGGCAAAGUUGAUGAAGCAGAAGCACUGAUGCGAAAGGUGGAAAUUCUUAAUGUUGAGAAAACUGCGUUAACUCAACAGCCUCUGAGUGCAGCAACAAUGUUGACACAGGAGAAAAAGAUGGCACUAUGUGAAAUUUGUGGUUCAUUCUUGGUAGCCAAUGAUGCUGUGGAAAGAACUCAGUCUCAUAUUACUGGCAAGCAGCACAUUGGAUAUGGCAUGGUCCGUGAUUUCAUAUCUGAAUACAAGGCAGCUAAAGAGAAAGCAAGGGAAGAGGAAAGAUUAGCAAGGGAGAAAGACGCAGAAGAACGUAGGAAGCAGAGAGAGAAGGAAAGUGAGAGCAAAAACAGAAGAAGCAUCUCCAGUGAGAGGGAUCGUCAUCGUGAUAGGGAGUAUAGCAGAGACCGUGAAAGAUCACGAGAUUGGAACAAUAGAGGUAAUCGAAAUGACGGAAGAGGAAUGGACCGAAGGAGGCAUGAUGAUUAUCGUAAUGGAAGGGAUGGAGGGGGGAGGACUAGGAAUUAUGGCCGUGAACGCGAAAGGAGCAGGUCACGUUCGCCUGUUAGGCAUGGCCACCGGAGGUGACCUAAGAGUCCUGUUUGCCGGUAUUAGUGGCCAGUGGGUUGUGUAGAUAAACGAUGAUCUUAAACCUACUGAGGUAGAUGCUUUUAUAUCUCAAGAUGUUUUGUGUGUCUGUUUUCAAGGUGUUGCAUUGCAGUCUUAUUGGGGGUUAAACUUCUUUUUUUAUUGUCCCACAGUGUUGAGACUGUACUGUCUCCUCUCAACAAUCUUAUUAGAGGUCAAAGGGAUUGAGGUAGGUAAAACUUCAUCGUUGUAAUUUCCCCUAUAGUUAAUUGUAGUUUUGUUGGAAUGUUGGAUUAAAUGCUUUGGUACAUGGUCUUUGAAACAUCUUUUAGUCCUGCAUUUUCUGAUCAUGCUGGGGGUUCUCAAGAAAUUUGCAACUGUGCUGCAUGGCUUGUGUGCCAGUGUUAGUAAGGUAACUUUCUGGUUCAGAAAAUUUGUUACUCGGUAUUUUCUGUAUCUUAGGUGCUAAAUCUGCAUGACCUUUGAAAAUUUGCAUGCAUCUGCAUUAUAAUAUUGCUUCUUCUGAAACAUAGUUCAUGGAACACUUCUCUGACUAGUGAAGAUGAAUGAUGAUGGUGUUGGGUUUUGACAUCCCCAUCAAUUAUUAGUGGCUUCUCUGAAGCUGAGUGGAAACCUUUCCUGCUUUCUUCCCUUCCUGAGAUACUGUAAAUGCAGUCCAAAUCGUGGCUCUUCAGAUAUUGCAGUUUGACCUCAGAAACUGAAUGCAAACUUCCAGUCCAUCUGUAGUGUGGGUAACUUUUCUUGGUCUAUUCUUGCUAAGUAGCUUCGUUAUUAUUCCAUCUUUAUUAGUGGUUAAUUGGUUAUCAGGACUGUCCAAUGUACCAUGCCCUGAUGGUUUUGGACGCUUAUUUGACACCUUUAACUGGAUAUGGGUAGGGCAUAAUUCUUGAAAACUAACAGGAAAUCAUAGCAAAGCUUAAAACAUCAAUGUUAGAACAAUUCUUAUGGGUAUAACACUUCUGAAGAUCCCAAGUAACAUUGCUGUGACGGCUGUUUCAGAGCUUGAGUUCACUUUUUGUGGAAUGCAUAGAAGUCUGCAAACAACCCAAAAUGCUAAAUAUGAGGGCAUCUGCCGAUACCUGAAGGUAACUUGAAUAAAAACUGUACUACAAUUUUUUUAAGGGUUCUCCUUUGCAGGAAGCUGGAGAUCAAUUAAGGAAAGUUGGUUUGCUUCCACACUGUGAAGUGCCUCUUACCAACUAGAUCUUGUCUUGAUUGUCUGAGUAUCGCACCCCUUGAUUUGUAAUCAUCUCAAAGUUGUUAAGAUUGACCGCUGAUAUAUGCUUGGAUGGAGGUUGUUGUCUGCUUAUAAUUUUGCAUCGCGCAAGUAUGAAACAUAAAUUUAUAUCUCUAUAAUUUGCUAUUUUUUGGAUACUUGUUGAAUCCAUCUGCACAUUCUGAAUAUAGAUUCACAUGUGCAUGCAUGAUGCUUAGUGUACCCUUGGCAGCCUUAUAUAAGCGUUGUGUAUUAAGAACUUGAGAUUUCAGAAAUUAUCUGAAUGAACCCAAGUUUA
Chenopodium quinoa (quinoa) is the source of this 2815-nucleotide messenger RNA. Its product is annotated as luc7-like protein 3. The record is from RefSeq and is a predicted model, not a curated record. Gene Ontology annotation, biological process: mRNA splice site recognition. Gene Ontology annotation, cellular component: U1 snRNP; U2-type prespliceosome. Gene Ontology annotation, molecular function: mRNA binding. The coding region runs from base 246 to 1280 and encodes 344 amino acids. The transcript has 7 exons. Lineage: Eukaryota; Viridiplantae; Streptophyta; Magnoliopsida; Caryophyllales; Amaranthaceae.